Hymenoscyphus albidus is the source of this 1704-nucleotide messenger RNA. The record is from the annotation of a GenBank genome assembly. NCBI's taxonomy places the organism in Eukaryota, Fungi, Ascomycota, Leotiomycetes, Helotiales, Helotiaceae.
GAGUGCCUGCCGCACGCUAGCAGAAAAUAAUCAUAUGUAUGCAAACUCAAGCACGUCACGUUCAGGCUGAGGUCCCCUCACCAUAUCUUACCCCACCAUCCCCUCUGCUGUAAUUUUAGUUUGAUCUUUUUCCCAUAUGCCCAAUCUUGCUCUCCUAGCUCGAGCUACCUCCGUUGCAGCACCCAAAACCGCCUCUACUCGUCUUCUAUCUCUCUCUCGUCAAUUCUCAAGCUCUUCUGCAAUCAUGGCGCCUGUACCAAAGGAGUGUGACUACCUCGUCAUUGGAGGUGGUAGUGGCGGACUGGCUUCUGCUAGAAGAGCCGCUGGAUACUACGGAGCAAAGACGAUUGCGGUAGAGAGCAAACGUCUGGGGGGAACUUGCGUUAACGUGGGGUAAGUGCCAUCGACUUGCUGAAUAGUGGGUUGUACUGACGAACUCCAAGAUGUGUACCUAAAAAGGUGACCUUCCACGCCGCUGCCAUCGCCGAAACAAUACACGAAGCCAAGGCCUAUGGCUUUUCAGUAGAGCACACGGCUCCCUUCGAUUGGAAAACCUUCAAGCACAAGAGAGAUGCAUUUAUCAAGAGGCUGAACGCAAUCUACGAGAAGAACUUGGGCAAUGACAAGAUCGAGUAUAUUCACGGCCGAGCCCAUCUGACUGGAAAAGAUGAGGCAGAGGUUGUUUUGGACGACGGCACAAAACAAGUAAUCAAGGCAAAGAAGAUUCUUCUAGCAGUUGGUGGACACCCAACCAUCCCUCAAGGCAUCCCAGGCGCCGAUUACGGUACAAACAGUGAUGGAUUUUUUGACAUCGAGACUCAAGCAAAGAAAGUUGCUCUUGUAGGUGCUGGAUACAUUGCCGUUGAAUUUGCUGGCAUGUUCAAUGCUCUGGGCACAGAGACACAUUUGUUCAUUCGACAUGACAAGUUCCUGAGAUCUUUCGAUCCAAUGGUGCAAGAUGCCGUCACAGCUGAGUAUGAGAGAUUGGGCAUUCAUAUCCACAAGAAUUCUAGCCAAAGCAAAGUUGAGAAGGAUGAGAAGACCGGAAAACUUACCGUUCACUACGAAGACUCAAAUGGAAAGGGGGCUCUUGAGGGUGUUGACAGUCUGAUUUGGGCUAUUGGCCGUUCACCAGAAGUCGAAGAUCUUGGACUGGAUAAAGCCGGUGUCAAGCAGGAUGAGAAGGGCCGAAUUAUCGCAGACGAGUACCAAAACACCAACGUUGAGAACAUCUAUUCUCUUGGUGAUGUUGUUGGAAAGGUUGAGCUUACUCCUGUGGCAAUCGCUGCUGGUCGCAAACUUAGUGACCGUCUUUUCGGACCUGAAAAGUUCAAGAACUCCAAACUCGAUUAUGACAACGUUCCUUCGGUCGUUUUUGCGCACCCGGAAGUUGGUAGCAUUGGUCUUACUGAGCCACAAGCUAUUGAGAAAUACGGAAAGGAUGACAUCAAGGUGUAUACCACAAGCUUUACUACCUUGUACUACGCAAUGAUGGAACAGGAUCAAAAGGGACCUACAAAGUACAAGAUCGUCUGUCAAGGACCUAACGAGAAGGUUGUUGGUCUUCACAUUCUUGGUAUGGGAAGUGGUGAGAUGUUACAAGGAUUUGGCGUUGCUAUUAAGAUGGGCGCGACAAAGGCGGACUUUGAUAGUUGUGUAGCUAUCCAUCCUACUAGUGCUGAGGAGUUGGUCACCAUGAAGUAA